Molecule: messenger RNA, 1609 nt
Organism: Labeo rohita (rohu)
Lineage: Eukaryota; Metazoa; Chordata; Actinopteri; Cypriniformes; Cyprinidae
Gene: ppp1r3c2a
Product: protein phosphatase 1 regulatory subunit 3C2, duplicate a
Exons: 3
Coding region: 249-1235 (328 amino acids)
Biological process (GO): regulation of glycogen biosynthetic process
Cellular component (GO): protein phosphatase type 1 complex
Molecular function (GO): protein phosphatase 1 binding; glycogen binding
Source: RefSeq, a predicted model, not a curated record
CCCAGAAGAAACAGCCGAGCGCAAGAGUACCUGUUUAUGUUUGAGUGAAGCUGCGAAUGAAAGUUCCUUGUAUGGCAAACAGUGAUGUUUACUUCUCAUAACUACUUCUGUCGUGCGUUUCUUUGACAUUGACUGCACUUCUACAUUUGAAGUUAAAGGAUAAUCAAUUUGAGCGCAUCUUCCAUUGACAGAGCAGACAGCUCACCAUCUGAAAUCAUCUUCAUCUGACGUUCAUCUCAUAACCAAAAAUGAGCAGCACAAAAACUGUUGGAAUCAGCAUUUACACUUUCCCUGAGCGUGUGAUGCCAGUGGAUUUGGCCAUGCAUGCGCAGUUUAGCCAACCGGUGUCUCAGCUCCUUGGCAUGUCUGCUCUGAGGGCUUCUCCACCCAACGUGUCCUCACCGGAGCUUCAACUAAGGGGACUUUCUCCCCCUUCACCCACAUCUUCACUAUCUUCAUCCAGCUCCACCAGCUCCCUGUCCUCAUGCUCUCCCGGCACGCCACGCAAGAAGAAGCGAGUUGUGUUCGCAGACGCCAAAGGCCUCUCUCUCACAUCCGUGCGCCUAUUCACCACCGACCCUUCGGAGACGGAAACGGAUGACGCACUGCAACCCGAGGAGCAUGUGAAGCCUAGAACACCCAUGCAGACCGUGAGGCUGCGACUUAAGCUUGGUUUUCCACAGCCUGUUCCAGACCGUGCAAGCUUGAAGGAAAACUACGUGCAGUUAGAGAGCUGUGGCCUGUCAGAAAAGGCGUUUAGCGGGACCGUACGGGUGUGCAACAUUAAAUAUGACAAGACUGUCUUCAUCCGCAUUACUUUUGACUCAUGGCGAAGCCAUAAAGACAUUGCGUGCACUUAUGUGAGGGAACCAAAUGUAUCUUUGGAGACUGAAUUGUUUUCUUUUAAUGUGCCGCUACCGUCCGAUCUGGACCCGAAGGAACACGUGGAGUUCUUCAUAGUGUUUCGACCCGGCAAUACCAUGCAGCGCGUGGACAACAACAAAGGUAAAAACUACUGCAUUCUUGUGGAAAACGUGGCGCCGGAACCUCGGCCGGUGACGACAAGCAGGCGAACCUUCGCUAUACCAAGCCCUCAGCGUUAUUCUGCAUGGCCCGGGGCCAGAGGUCAUGAACUACAUAGGAUGAGACACCUGGCAUGCAAAGGCCCACUCUACACGGAGCGUCUGCUAAACAGGACCUGGGGAAGAAUGGCCAAUGUUCCUCCGUUGUGUUAAGAUGGGACUGAAACACAUGUGCGGUCCACAUUUCUAAUUGCGGAUUCAACAAAGUAUGAAAAUGAAGCAACUUUAUGCACCUCGGUGUUGUACAUAUACUUGAAUGGACUCAGCGCUUACUGGUUUGCACGUGCUGUUAAAAGUGAAAUGUGAAUGUUGACUAUAUACAUUUAAAUAUGUUUAAAUUGGAUUUUGCACAUUUCUACAUUUCUUCUACAGCUAAAAUAUGUUUUAUGGGAAACUGGCUCGCUUUCCCUAUCACCUGCCCUUCAUUGAUGUGUGAAAGUGGUGUAAAUGAAUCCUUUGUAUAUAUGUAUAUAUGAUUAUGUAUUUAUUUUGAACUCUUUAAUUAAAAAGAAGCUACUUUCCAUGAA